Molecule: messenger RNA, 828 nt
Organism: Portunus trituberculatus (swimming crab)
Lineage: Eukaryota; Metazoa; Arthropoda; Malacostraca; Decapoda; Portunidae
Product: macrophage migration inhibitory factor homolog
Exons: 4
Coding region: 98-574 (158 amino acids)
Molecular function (GO): phenylpyruvate tautomerase activity; cytokine activity
Source: RefSeq, a predicted model, not a curated record
CUUUAUGUCAAAUGUUCUUGUGAUGUCCUUGGCCUGGGGGAACACAUAUCUAUACCAGGCCAAAAUCUCUCUUGAUUCGGAAGGAUAGUCAAAAUUAAUGCCUGUCAUUUAUCCGGUAUGCGCACAUUUUAUUUACUUUUUGAUACCUGGAAGCAUUGAUGACUGCCUGUGCACAUUCCCAAGUGUUACUGUUCUCCUUACAGCCACCACAAUGCCUAUGCUGGAGAUUGCUACUAAUGUGCCCAAGGAGAAAGUAACGCCAGAUGUGCUCACCACACUCAGCAAGAUGGUUGCUGAGAUGCUCGGCAAGUCAGAGAGUUAUUGCAUGGUUCGCGUCGUCCCAGACCAGCUGAUGACAUUCGGCGGCACAACUGAGCCUUGUGCAGUGACCUUGUUCUGCUCCCUCGGCAAGAUAGGAGUGGAAGAGAACAAGACUUAUGCAGCUAAGCUCUUUCCCUACCUGGAGAAGACCCUCGGCAUCCCCACUGACAGAAUGUAUAUCAAGUUCAAGGACUUGAAAACUUCAGAGAUUGGAUACAAAGGAACAACGUUCCAUGAAAUUCUAGGCCGCUAAUCUUGCAUCAUAGAGGAAAGGCAGAUGGCAGCCAACUUAUUGGCUUUCAUUAGACUGUUUGUGAUAAGGAUAUGAAAUUCACAAUUUUCAGGCUGCUAAUACCUCUUAACAUUCAACACAAUUCAUGAUCAAGCCUUUUGUUUGAUAAAAGUUUAGGAUAUAGCCUACAUCUGUAUCUGUUAAAGAUAUAUAUAAUGCUGCUGGCAAACUAAUGUGAUGAAUAACUAUAAUAAUAAUGAAUGAUAUGAAGAUAA